GAUGACAGGUAAUCUUUUGGAACUAUGUCUAAUUUCAAAAAUGCGAUUCCAUUACGUAUUUUAUGUAUAUUUCAGUGUUUUUUUAAAUUGGAAAAAAUUGCGGUGAUAUAUGUUUGUGUAUAAUAUCAAAUCAAUUACAAAUAUUCAAGUUCAAUUUGAUUGACUAUAAUUUCAAAGGUAGAGAAAUACAAAAAUGGGAUAUAACAAUUCUGCUGUACAAAUAUUACAGCAAGCCGAAGAGCUGAAAAUUAAAGUUCUAAGCAAAUGUGACUUACUGAAUGAAUCAAAGGCAUGGACAGAACAGCAAAAACUUCAGUCAGUCUAUCAUCAAACUUUAAUCCUUGAUUUGGAAUAUGCCCUGGAUAAGAAAGUUGAAGUGGAUUUGUGGAAUAUUGGAUUCAAAAAUCAUAUCAACGUCCUACAAGAAUUGGUUAGAGAUAAGAAGAAUCCACAAAGAUCAGAUUGUCAAGCAUUGUUGACAUGGUUUUUGGAAUCAGCUUCGGGAUUCUACAUUUCUCUUCUACAAGAGUUCUGUAACAAAUUCGAGAUUGAUUUUCCAUUUCGACGUCAAGGCAAAAUAUAUGGUCAGACAAAAAGAUCAUUAGGAAAUGAUCAGUCCAAUUUACCACAAUCUUCUUCUUGCCUUUAUAUAUGCCAAUAUUGUUUAGUACAUCUGGGAGAUAUUGCUAGAUAUGGAAAUAGGAGAAAACAAGCAGAAAGUUUUUACAAACAAGCUAUUCAAGUAUCUCCAAAUAGUGGUCAUCCUUACAACCAACUUGCUUUAUUAGAAGCCAGCCUAGGAGACAAGUUAUCAACUGUUUUUUACUAUGUUAGGGGUAUAGCAGUUAAAAACCCAUUUCCGGCUGCAACUACUAAUUUACUAAGUACUCUGAGCUCAACAAUUGAUAAAGAGAGGGUGGAUGAUAAACUACACAACAGGAUGACAGUGAAUGAAUUUAUCAAUUUAUUCAUUUGCACUCAUGGAUAUUUGUAUACGCUGACAGAGUUGUGUCAAGCUCAGACUAUAGUGGAAAAUUUAGGUACCAUUAUGACAGCACUAGUGGCCACUCAGAGUUUCACAGAAGAUAAACUCAUCAAAAUGACUAUCAUAAAUAUGUACUCCCUCCAGCAUAUUUCGAGCAGUGGCACAUCUGAGGAGUUGACAAGUGAUGAGAAACAGGCAAAGAUGCUGAUAUUGGAUCUUCUUGCCAGUUCCUUAAGUGCUUUUCUGGUGCCGAUCCAUACCCUACAGGCCGAUAAGAAUUUAAUUGACUACUAUGCACUACCUGCAGUGAAGAUCAUAUUCCAUUGGAUUCAAGAUUCUCCGAUGAUCCUCACGGAAAAUGUGUUCAUGAAGAGGCUUCAGAUAUGGCCAAGUCUUUGUAAACUUCUCAACAACAUACAACCUUUUUUGAAGGAUUUUCACUACGAGGAUUAUUCCAACCUUCCUCUCAAGGAAGACAGAAACCUCAAAGGUUUCUUACCAUUAUCCAAAUACUUAAAACAAUUUGAUUUUGACAGAACAGAAGAAGAUCCCAACAUUUUCAGAUUGGUGAGAAUUAAGAGGAUAUUAAAUUUUGGAUUAUGGCUGACAGAUUUUGAAGUGAAUGGUACUAAAUUGAUUACAAAGACAGAAUCAGAUGAUGACACCAUCAAAUUCGAACCCGGUUGCAUACAACCCGAUCCAACCAAUAAACUGCUGGAAGAGAUCAAAUCAUUCAGUAUAGAAAGUGGAGCUAAAACGGAGAAAAAAGGGGGUAUUUUAAAACCACAAGGAUCGUUGGAAAAACACAGGGAAGAGAGGGAAAUGAUGUCAAACUUGGAAAAUGAUGCAAACGAAAACAACAUAGCUUCUCCAGGGAAUGUCAAACAGGAAUCGGCCAAGAUGAAGAGAGCCAAGCAGAAUGUAGCCCUUCAGUCUAUAUAUAAGAAAAUGGAAGAAAAUAAACAGGUAAAGUUCAGGGUAGAAGAUAAGGAGAAAUUAGUAAAAUUCGACCAAAAACCUGCGCCGGUCACAAGAGUUCCCGCCGUAGCUGUCACAAAUACCAACCCCACAUUUGGUUCCUCUAUCAGGACUCCUCCGUUCAACCAAAACCACCCCGUAUUUCCUCCCGUAUCCAGUCAACAGCAGGACUACCUGACCAGCUUGAGAAACAUGGCCAACAAUUACGGUAUGGGUGGUGGUAACUACCCCCUGCAGAACAUGUACGGUGGGGGGAUGCAAGGUGGCGGCAUGCCCACCCCCAAUUGGGGAAGCGGACAGGUCCAGACCAAGAACAAUUACACACCCAUGAACAUGGGCUCGGCAACAUACAACCAUCUGCAAUCCUCUGGGUUUGAUGGUAACGCCACUGCCAACUGGUGGAACGGUCCAGGAGGCAACAACAUGAUGCCGCCACCAGGAGGGGCUGGAUUUAACAAUUUCAACACUCCGCCGCCACCGUUUGGAGGUGGCAUGAUGGGAGGGCCAAAAAUGGGAGGUAACAACCAGGCCAGCGGAGAUUCCUUCAAUUCGCCAUGGAACUUCAGCGGUAACAUGGGGGCUGGCUUUGAACAAAGCGGUAAUUUGACUAUGAGACAACAAAUGUUGAAGGAAGCCAACAAUUUACCCACCAAUAUGGGUGACAAAUUCACGCCGAACCAACAAAACGCCCCAUCAUCUGGAUAUUCGCUCUUCAACACAAGCAGCUGGAAUCCCAGCCUGACGAAUCAUCUGAGGAACCCGGUUGGUAUGCCCCACCCGCCGGACAACUCGUUUGGAUCACUUCCGCAAUCCUCGCUCUUCGCCAGUCAGAGGCCCCAGUCGUUGGCUCAACUUCUGGAACAGCAGAGUCAAAUUCAAAAGAAUGAUUUCCAUUGAAAUUUAUUUCGUCCGGUUAUUAUUUGGAAAAAAGUUUCUAGCAUCUCAAAGGAAACGGUGACAGCAGAAGAUCCAAAAAAGAGAAAGGCAUUGGAAAAAUGAGCGUUUCAUGAAGCUUUUUGUUGUCGGAAUUAAAAACUCCAUCUUCCUCAACGCGUAGAAAAAUGUUAUUCAAAGGCUCGUUUUGAUGAUAUUAAAAUGUGUAAUUGUUUUUGUUAUUUUUAUCGAAAUAAAAUGAUGAUCAAAUUUU
Molecule: messenger RNA, 3110 nt
Organism: Harmonia axyridis
Lineage: Eukaryota; Metazoa; Arthropoda; Insecta; Coleoptera; Coccinellidae
Product: protein SMG7-like
Exons: 11
Coding region: 194-2860 (888 amino acids)
Biological process (GO): nuclear-transcribed mRNA catabolic process, nonsense-mediated decay
Cellular component (GO): telomerase holoenzyme complex
Molecular function (GO): protein binding; telomeric repeat DNA binding; telomerase RNA binding
Source: RefSeq, a predicted model, not a curated record